AAAAGAAUGUACCAAUCCAUGAUGUAGAUUUAGAAAACAGAAUUUUAUAGCAAUUUGAGGCCAUAUGAGUUAGAUUCAUUUUGAUUACGAUUUUCAACUUCGAUGUAAGUGCAUGGCCAAGAAAUAAAUUUUUUCUACAGUAUUAUUUGCUUUUUAUGCCAAAGAAACAUACGGUAUCAUCAAAAACAUAAUAAAUUGCAUUGGUGCGUAAGGAAAUAGACAAAGACAUUGCCCUACUGCUCUUAAUUUUGUUUACGUGUUCGAACUAAAUACCUGUAUAUAUUGACUGAAUUCAGUAAAAGGCUUGUUGGUCUCUUGCAGCUAGACAAAUAAGAUGUUCUUUAUAGUAUUCUCACCAGAUGACAUCUUACACAAAAUAAUCAUUGGAGUAUUAAAACUGCUCGGUUAGAGAAUCCUUCUUUAUACUCGUCAACAAAAGAAGAUACCUUUCCUGUCACAUUGUGAAUAAACUGACACCAGUAACAGCUGUGUCUAUUCAUCUUUGUAAGAUAAAUAGAACAAGUGAGCCUGGAUCUGCUCAAAUUGUUGCUGAAACUGACAGAUUAACCAUGAUGAAGAUACUGAAACUGGUCACUGUGUUAGCUGCUUACGGUAUCAGCGGAGAAACUGAGGUCCUAUCUGGAACUCCCUGCACCCCGGCAGAUUACCGAUCACCCAUGUCAAAUGGUUGCAUGGUACGAAUCUGUUCACAUAGCGAAUCUAACUGCCCGGAACUAGAAAAGUAUGAACGCUGUGGAACACAUAACCUGAAUAACCCAUACAUUGAGGCAUGUAAAUGCUGCAACUUGCCUAGACAUUUAGCCUUGGAGCCGCCUAUAAAGAAAAUGAUCGAUGAACCAUUUUUUAAUCCAGAAGAAUGAUUUUAUAAAAUUUAUUUAAUAAAAUGUCAAAGUUUUGCAAUAAAGAAUAAAAUUAUUAUUUUUUAAGUGAGUAAAAUAAAAAUAUGUGGUCAUGCAAAC
Molecule: messenger RNA, 980 nt
Organism: Saccostrea cuccullata (small rock oyster)
Lineage: Eukaryota; Metazoa; Mollusca; Bivalvia; Ostreida; Ostreidae
Exons: 4
Coding region: 570-881 (103 amino acids)
Source: RefSeq, a predicted model, not a curated record